AUGCUUUAAGCAGAACAUUCUAACGAGCAAGAACCUCAAGCUGCUGCAAAUGCUCAAUAAUAAAAAAAAGAUAAGCAAAAAAAGAAAAUAUCGGAUAUCUGCAAUAGGCAUAUUUUUUGUACAAACAAUCGUUUAAAGUUUCACAAUUUCAAACAGGAAUUGCAAGAUGCUUCUGAAAAAAUCCUCCUCAUUGUUGAAAAGAAAUAACUGACCAGCUAGAUUAAUCAAUAAUUAUAAGAAUAAUAAAGCAUGUACAAACUCAAGAAGCAUCAAUUCUAUAGAUAAAAACGUAUAAAAAAAGUCAAUCGAGAAAAGUCUUCAAAUAAAUGA
Molecule: messenger RNA, 330 nt
Organism: Paramecium sonneborni
Lineage: Eukaryota; Ciliophora; Oligohymenophorea; Peniculida; Parameciidae
Source: the annotation of a GenBank genome assembly